GUUGAAUUCAUUUACAUCUCUUGUCUGCUCUGCUCUCUCUAAACUCUAGAUGCACAGGAUUAAGUCGAGCUACAAAUCGCUCGCUGCAAUUCCCACAAACACCCUCCUGCUGGAUCAGCAAGUGAUAGAUGAGCAGGUAGAGAGAGAACUGAGCCCUUGUGACACGCCGGACGGAGGAGUUGCAGACACUCAUGUCGAGAUGUGCUCACCUGCUCAACUCCGGCAACAGUCAGAGGAACUUUAUGCUGUCAUUGACGAGAUAUUGGCAAAUUCCACUCCAGUAUCCUCCAGGUCAUCGACUCCCAGUGCUGGUCUGCAGAACAACUCGUCAUUUCAAAAAUCCUUGGGACGUGAAACCAAAUAUGCAUCGUUAUGCAGCUUACACCCUUCUGCCGGUGUGGAAAGGAAACUGAUGAAUUCUAAAAAGACGAAACCCGGGGUCAUUCGCCCGAUGACGGCCAUUCCACGACUGACGGUGGAGGAAGAAGAAGAGUUUCGCUCAAAUCCCUCCAGGCAGUUCGCUGUCAAGCAGACCUUAAAUGAUAAGAAGAAGGCAGAAAAUACCCAUCCUAAACCUGGAGGGAUAAACUGGCACACAGGUUCAAAGGGCAAAACGCUGAGUGAGGAGAGGAAGCCUGAAAGAAGAAGUCCUUUGUCUAUAUGUGACCUGCAGAUCACAGAGCCUGAAGAGCAGAUCAGCCACCUUGGGAAAGAUGCUUUGACAUCUUUCAGUCCUGCUGAGAGGCAUAUGCAAGCUUUUGAAACUCAUAUUUAAAUGCUUUUUUCCUCAGUAAACAAUUAUUUGCUUAGGCACAUUCAGUACUCAAGGCAGUUCCGGCUAACGGAGAAAUGACAAGUUGAUUGCACCUCGUCAGCAUGAAUCUCCAUGUGGUUGUUUACAGGAGUUGGCAGCAAGGGUUUAGUUCGCCUGAUGAUAGAGCUGCACUGACCGUUUGCUAGUUUCCGUUAACGACUUAAAAUGCGUUGCCGUUUUUGAAACGGUGGGUCGUUAAUUUCAGACGGAUAUGGACAAAAGUAGUAAUCUUAUUUUUUUCUGUGCUCAUUGUAGCUUCGUCAGACAGAAUCUCCUGAAUAUGGGGUAAAAAAACCCCCACAAUUAUAGACACUCCCUCUAGACGAAGAGAGACAGAUUGAGAAAGUAAACACAUCUGACCUGAUUUGCACUUCUGAUAGAGUACACUGACACCUUAAAGCUGCACGUCCUCAUCACAAGUUUACGAUAGAUGCAUGUAAAUAAGGAAGCACAUUGUUUUUAUAUUUUAAUGCAGAUCGUCUGCAGGUAUUUCAGGAUAUAUAAUGAGAAAAAUAGACAUCACAGAGGAUAAAGUUAUCUUCAUGCACUUUCUCUCAAAUGUUAAGGUUACCCUAUACUUUAAUGUCGAGCUGACACCAUCCUCCAGACUUUUUGUUUGAGUCGAAGCAUCACAGAAUCCAAAGCUUGAUGGAUUUGCAGUGGCAGAGCUAGCAAAUGGUCAGUUUCUGAAAAGUAAGCCAAAGAAAAGAGAGAAAGUUUCAUUGUGAUACAGCCCUGAUCUUCUUUUUCUUUUCUUUUUUUAAAAGUAAAAACUAAUUUUACUGAGAAAGACACGUAAAAAACCUACUGUGUGGCCUUGUAUUGGUCUUGCAGAGUGUUUAAUUCACAAACUAUGAUCACAGUCACUGCAGUACAACAUUAUAUUCAUGCAAAUGAUGUGACUCACUGUAGAGAAAAAAAGUGUUUUAUUAUUACUAAAUAAUUUGAAGAAAAAACUGCAAUGUUUAAUAAAAGAGUUACCUACGU
Molecule: messenger RNA, 1801 nt
Organism: Acanthochromis polyacanthus (spiny chromis)
Lineage: Eukaryota; Metazoa; Chordata; Actinopteri; Pomacentridae
Gene: mlip
Product: muscular LMNA-interacting protein
Exons: 8
Coding region: 50-775 (241 amino acids)
Biological process (GO): negative regulation of transcription by RNA polymerase II
Cellular component (GO): nuclear envelope; PML body; sarcolemma
Molecular function (GO): transcription corepressor activity; lamin binding
Source: RefSeq, a predicted model, not a curated record